AUGUCCUGGAUGUUCCUGCAUCAGCUCGACCUGACCACGGCUCUGCGCCCGUCGCUCUUGCCAGAGGAGACGUUAUUGUUCGUGCAAGAUGCCGUGGGUCUGUAUGAGGGCAAAUUCAAGAUCCCACAGUACCAGAACGGACAAGCUUACUUGACAUCACAUCGAGUCUGCUACGUCGAUCACGCUGAGCCGCGCAAGAACUCGGUCGCUAUCUUCCUUAAAGAUGUAGAGAAGCCGGACCUUUAUGCUGGCUUUCUUAAGUCAUCGCCCAAAAUCACCCUCUUCCCCAAACCCGCAAACCAAUUGUCACGCGGUCUGAAUGCGCCCGUUGCACCUAACCCCUCAUCUGGCUCUCCAGAACGUCGAAACAGUCCUGCGCCAGCUCCGUCGAUUACUGCAUCGUGGGUGUGCCCAAUUUGCUCCUUCUCGAAUCCAGUCCCGUCAAACUUCGAUCCUGCACUCGCGUCACGCACACCGAUACCGCCAUGUCUAGCUUGUGGCAUUAAGCCGCCUAUUAUGCAUGUAGUCAAGGCAGCAAUAGCGGCUAUCUCGAACAGACCAGGUCCAGCCGCCCCACGAAAAGACAGCAAGAAUGGUGCCACCGCCUCGGUGCCAUCUCCUGAAGGAAUAGUGUGCCCGAGGUGUACAUACCAGAACCACCCCUCGCUGUUCAAUUGUGAGCUUUGCGGUGCGUCUUUGACGACUGCAGUUGAUAAGCGACUAGAGCACGUUUCAGAGAUUCGAAGAGCAGAUUCUCCGGGCCCGUCUUUGUCCACGCCUAUUCAGACGACGACAAUCGAAUGCAUCAAGCUUUCAUUUCGCAGCGGCGGCGAGAAAAUCUUUUAUGAACGUCUUAAGAAUGCCUUAGUGCAGCGCAAGUGGUUGCUGCAAAGUGCACCACCUAUACCGAAGCCACGACCAAAUUCUGGUGCAUUUGACGAUGGCUACUCAUCGAAGGCUGGGAAAUCCUCUGCUGAGAUCGAGCGACCGCGAGUGGUAGGUAUUGCUGGCCUCGAGCGCCGUGGGUUGGAGCAAAGACAAAAUAAUGAAGCUAUGAUCGGUAAUGCAUUUGAGGAUCUUGAGGCACUGAUGACCUCUGCGAAAGAGAUCAUUGCUCUUGCCGAGCAGUUUGCGCAACAGGCGAACCUGGGCACAAAUGGCAGCUCUGAAGACACUGCUCUAGCAUCGCAAUCGGUGUCUGCGCUAGGCCUCAUUACCACAAAGGACAUGUUGGGCUCAGGCUCAGAGUCACUUUACGUAUCUGAGCUGUCACGAAACCUCGCAGAGUGGCUCACCGAUGACACAAGAGGCGUUCUGCGGAGGGGAGGUGGUAUCAUGACACUUGUCGACCUUUGGGCGAUGUUCAACCGGGCAAGGGGUGGCGUGGAGCUCGUCAGCCCUGCUGACUUUGAGAAAGCAGCGAGGAUGUGGGACACACUUAAGCUUCCCAUCCGGUUGCGACAAUUCAAGAGUGGCCUACUUGUGGUUCAAGGCCGUGAUCGAACGGACGAGAAGACUAUUGCUAGUCUACUCGCAUGGCUGAAGAGCCUGCACAGCCAGAUGCCAAGCUCAGACGUAUUAUGGGAUUGGCAACUAUAUGGCAGAGGCGUCACUGUGCAAGAGACUGCCGAGAAGUUUGGAUGGAGUGUUGGAGUAGCGAUCGAAGAACUCGAGAUGGCUGAGGAAGCCGGGGCCCUGUGUCGUGAGCAAAGCCUCGACGGCUUCAGAUUUUGGGAGAAUUGGCUUGUCAAGAUGCCCGAAUUUUCUGUCACUGUCUAG
Molecule: messenger RNA, 1779 nt
Organism: Didymella exigua CBS 183.55
Lineage: Eukaryota; Fungi; Ascomycota; Dothideomycetes; Pleosporales; Didymellaceae
Product: Vps36-domain-containing protein
Exons: 3
Coding region: 1-1779 (592 amino acids)
Biological process (GO): protein transport to vacuole involved in ubiquitin-dependent protein catabolic process via the multivesicular body sorting pathway
Cellular component (GO): late endosome membrane; ESCRT II complex
Molecular function (GO): ubiquitin binding; phosphatidylinositol-3-phosphate binding
Source: RefSeq, a predicted model, not a curated record